AUGUCAUCCUCAAUUAUUUCAUUACUUGCUGUAGCUAGUAAACAGAUUACUAUUUAUUUGGGCACUCUUACUCUUGUUGCUGGUGUUAUUGGUGGAUUACUCAAUAUCAUUGUUUUUCUCAGUUUGAGAACUUUCCGAAAAAGUUCUGCUGCAUUUUAUUUGACUAUUAUGUCCAUUUGCAACGUAGGCCAAAUGUUUACAGGUUUACUUCCUCGUAUUAUGACUAGUGGUUUUGGCAUUAAUUGGUCAUUAACAUCUCUAUUUUAUUGCAAGUUUCGAUUGUAUUAUUUUAAUGUAUGUGCAACAACAUCAAUGACUUGUAUCUGUCUAGCAAUCAUUGAUCAAUAUUUAGCCACUUCUUCUCGUGCACAAUGGCGACUAUGGUGUAAUAUGAAAAUAGCUCGUCGUUCGGUAUUACUAUUUGUUCUCAUUUGGAUUAUUCAUAAUAUUCCUUAUUUGAUAUAUUACGAUCAUGUUAUAUCGACAACGACAGGUCAAGUUACAUGCAUAAACACAAAUAAUAUUUUUCAACAAUAUGCUAUCUAUGGACCUACUUUAAUUAUUGGGAAAAUUCUUCCUAUCGGUAUUACAUUUGUGUUUGGACUUUUGGCUUAUCAUAAUGUACAACAACUAGGUUAUCGAACAGCACCUUUGGUUCGUCGUGAACUAGAUAAACAGUUGACAGUGAUGAUUUUAGUUCUCAUUGUUUUUGCUUUCUUUACUAAUAUGCCGUAUACUAUUGCAUUAAUUUUAUCAACAACAACACAACUCACUCAAGAUCCUGUCUUAUCAGCACAAAUUCAAUUUGCUAUUCUUGUGAACACAUAUUUUGUUUAUAUAUAUUUUGCAGUUAUAAUCCAAAUGGCUGUAAAUUGUAGUAAUAAAAAACUGCAAUCGAAUGAAAAUGAUAUCUUCGUCGUUGAUGCUGCAAUUCUUCAACAAUCAGAAGUGCUGAAAGGCUUUGCGGAAACAUCAGACAAGGAUGGCGUCAUUCCACUGCCGAACAUCAAUUCGGCUACUUUAAAAAAAGUAAUUGAGUGGAUGAAUUAUCAUCAGAAAAACAUGCCACAAACCGAAGAUAAUGACGAAGAAUUAUCAGAAUGGGGUCAAAAUUUUCUCAAGGCUGAUAUUGCUAUGAUUUCUGAUUUAGUUCUGGCAGCUAAUUUUCUAAAUAUAAAAAGUCUGCUAAAUGCGACAUGUGCACUAAUCGCCUAUAUGAUUAAAGGUAGAGCACCAGCCGAGAUUAGACUUCAAGUGAAAUCCCAAAUAUGUAAUGGAAUUGCACAGUAUGAUCGAUGUUCGACAAAUAGCGCCUGCGGCUGCUUUUCUAACACAAAUGGUACUGAUAAUGGCAUUUGUGCUUUUGUUUGGGCGACUUGCUCUACACUUGAGACAUGUGACGCUUCAAAUAAUAAAUGUCAUCAGCGUAACACAGUUUGUGUUCGACAUCCUCGAUGUCAUAAUCGUCCUGUUUGUUAUCCAAUAUCAAUGACUGCUCAACAUAUCUGUCCACCUAUGAAACCAAGUGAGAGAUUUCUAUGA
This is a messenger RNA of Adineta steineri, 1542 nucleotides long. The record is from the annotation of a GenBank genome assembly. Lineage: Eukaryota; Metazoa; Rotifera; Eurotatoria; Adinetida; Adinetidae.